CGGGAACAGUUGUCGAUAAGUACGCUAUCAAUUGUUCCCUCCCAAAGACUGGUUCAAGUGACGUGCAUAUUUCUUUUACGGUGUUUGUUGGAUCCAGGGGUAGGCCCAAACUUCGAAUAUUUUUUCCUUCUUUUUUUAAACCUUUAUUUAACUGUAGAAUUUAAUAAUUUAGUGUGAUAAUGGUCAGAGUCAAUUAGUGCACUCAGACAUUGUGCUGGUAUGGCUAGGAGGCGGGAAAACAUUAUGCGAACUUUAAUGGCAAUUAAUCCAUAAUAUGAAAUCAAGUGUCAUGUUAGUUCAUCCAGUCAUAAUGAAUAACGAUAUGCUAUUUACAUUUAGUUAUCCUAUUUGGAAUUGUCUGUCCUAAUUUCUGACUUUGUACAUGGGAGGCAAGGGGGGUGAUCUAAAGACUGGGACGGGCUUAUCAGGGGUGAAAGUGAAGAUCGAGGGCGAAAAAGCAGAGCUGUUCCGUGUUUUCUGCAGAAGGCGAGAGUCCAUUGUAGUCUAUUACUCGUCGAGAGGGACAUGUUCAUGUUAUUCUUAUAACAAACACCCCAAACGCACUGUUUUGAUUACAAGUGGCAUCUAAUCCUUAAAAGAGCGAGCACCACCUAUAGGAGAUCGAAAGUGGCUUUUUCAUGGCUCUGUAAGCGGAUGCAACAAUAUGCGGAUGGUUUUUACAGCAUCUGGUACAAAAUCUCUGUUCACAUGCGGCAUUUUAAAAGGGAUAGAUAGACAGGAGAUGCCAAUCGUCGAGUCACUGGAGAAUGAAAACCUACAUUGAAAGAUCACGUUCAUCUUUGGCCAUCACCACAUGUUAAAUGGAUACCGAAUGGAGCGCAACAUGUAGCCGAUUUCCUGUGUGCACUGUAAAAUCAGAAGUCCCGCAUAGUGCUCCGGGGUUAUUAUCAAUUGAGGACAGAGGCGCAGUUUUCUCAAGCUAAAUAUUGGAAGGGAACGAAAGACAUUGCUCUCGGGAUCAGUCUGUCAACUGCAAAGAAGAAACGAAUCUAGGCCUCUUUUGCAAAACUUGCAAAGGCUGUCCAUAUUUCCCUGUAAUUUUCUUAAAAAUCCCUGUUUUUCCCAACGUGGAUUGCUAGUCAGGUGUUAUCUCAGGUGGAGGGGCCACAAUUCAUGAUCAAACAGCAUCCCAUAUUCUUCACUUCUUUUGAGUUUUCACCAUGGAAACCCCAUGUGAACAUUGGUGAAGACCUUGAUGCAAUGAAUAUGGAGAGAAGGGUGGCAAUGUAAACAAAGUUUUGUAUUCGAAAAGAAACAAAGCUAUAUUAUCGCCCCCACUUUAUUCUUAGUGAAUUUUCCAUGUGCUCCUUUUGCCUUAGGCCUACAUUUAGAGAACAUUGGAUUGGUGAAUCAACUGACACUGUCAGAGGCGUGUAACUAACAAAUAUGUGAGCAAAGCUAUUCCAAAGUGCAGAUCCUGAUAAUCAAGACACUACGUGGGAUUUGAAGGACCUUCGUGACACCUCAGGGCAAAGGGUUCAGUUUACACGCAGGAGAAUAAAAGGGAACCCGAUGAGAGAGCACGAUGUAGGCCUACGUUUGAACCUACAACAGUACCUUGAGGAGUUUUACACCUGCAGAACUACAAACAGAUUUCCACUUUUUUACGACGAGGUCACAGGAAGAAUACAAAACGUAGUCAUUAUUCACGAUGCCUCGCAACCGGGCCUUCUCAGAGCCGGAGUACUCAGCAGAGUAUUCGGCGGACUGCUCUGUGACCCUACCAUCGGACCCAGGCCAUGCCGUGGGGCGCUCGCACGAGGUAACGGUUCGCAGCCAAGGGUGCUGCCUCUGCCUCCCACGCUUCAUGCGGCUCACCUUUGCACCCGAGUCUCUGGAGAACCUCUAUCAGACCUAUUUCCGGCGGCAGCGACACGAAACCCUACUGGUUCUGGUUGUGUUUGCUGCCCUGUUUGACAGCUACAUCAUUGUCAUGUGCGCUGUGGUCUACACAGGCGAAAAGCUGGCCUCUGUGGUAGUGGCAUCACUGGGCCUGGCAUCAGACAUCCUACUCUAUGUGUUGUGCCGCUACGGCCUGCUACCCGACCGCAUCUCGAGACGUGUGGUGCCCUACGCCCUGUGGGUGCUCAUAGCGGCCCAGAUCUUCUGCUACCUGGGCCUGAACUAUGCCCGCUUCCACCAGGCCAGUGACACAGUGGGCUGGCAGGCAUUCUUUAGCUUCUCCUUCUUCCUGACACUGCCCUUGCGGCUCACGCCCAUUGUACUGAUCACAUCCGUGUCGUGCGGGGUCCACACCCUAGUGCUGGGGGUCACCAUUGCUCAGCAGCAGCAGGAGGAUAUCCAGGGGGCUGCCCUCGGGAGACAGCUGCUGGCCAACAUAGUGAUCUAUGUGUGUGCCAUCACUGUGGGCGUCAUGUCCUACUACAUGGCAGACCGGAAACACCGCAAGGCCUUCCUGGAAGCACGGCAGUCCCUGGAGGUCAAACUCAAUCUGGAGGAACAGAGCCAGCAACAGGAGCGUCUCUUGCUGUCCAUCCUGCCCAAGCAUAUAGCAGACGAGAUGUUACAGGACAUGAAGAAGAAAGAAGCCAGUCAGACUGGACAGAAGGAGAUGCAGCAGUUCAACACCAUGUACAUGUAUCGCCACGAAAAUGUCAGUAUUUUGUUUGCAGACAUUGUGGGAUUCACUCAGCUGUCAUCAUCAUGCAGUGCCCAUGAGCUGGUCAAGCUCCUCAAUGAACUGUUUGCCCGCUUUGACAAGCUGGCUGCCAAAUACCACCAGUUGAGAAUAAAGAUCCUGGGAGACUGUUACUACUGCAUCUGUGGCCUGCCAGACUACAGAGAGGACCACGCUGCCUGCUCCAUCAUGAUGGGCCUGGCCAUGGUGGAGGCCAUUUCGUAUGUUCGUGAGAAGACCGGGACAGAUGUGGACAUGCGUGUGGGGGUACACACUGGCACUGUCCUGGGGGGCGUCCUGGGACAGAAGCGGUGGCAGUAUGACGUCUGGUCCACUGACGUCACCGUGGCCAAUAAGAUGGAGGCGGGGGGAAUACCGGGGCGUGUGCACAUCUCCCAAGCCACCAUGGAGUGUCUGCAUGGGGAGUUUGAUAUGGAGCCGGGGAACGGGGGGGACCGCUGUGAGUACCUGAAGGAGAGGGGCAUCGACUCCUACCUGGUGGUGGUGCCCAAGGGCCCCCUGGGAAAGAACGGCAUCAACGGGGUGAAGUUGUCUGUGAUGUCAUCCAAUGGGAACUCUCCAUUGUUGAUCAACACCACUGAGUGUAAUGGGAGUGUCCACACAGCCUGCACCACACCAGACGAGCCAGAGGAGCUGGACACACGGGUGGUGAACCCUUCGUUCCCCAACCCUCGGCGGAGGCUAAGACUGCGGGACCUGGCCGAGAGGGUGAUUGAUGCGCAAGAGAACGAACAGGAGCUCAACAAACUGCUCAAUGAGGCACUGCUGGAGAGAGAGACCGUACAAGCUUUGAAGGGGAAACGCACCAACCGUCUGUCCCUGCGCUUCGUGGACCCUGAGCUGGAGACCCGCUACUCUGUAGAAAAGGAGAAGCAGAGCGGAGCUGCCUUCAGCUGUUCCUGUGUAGUGCUCUUGUUCACUGCAGCCAUGGAGGUCCUCAUAGACCCUCGGAUGAUAGCAAACUACGUGACCCUAGCUGUGGGAGAGGUCCUGCUGCUCGUCCUAACUGUCUGCUCUCUGGCGGCCAUCUUCCCUCGAGUUUUCCCUAAGAGGCUGGUGUCUUUCUCCACAUGGAUCGACCACACCCGCUGGGCACGGAACACAUGGGCCAUGGCAGCAAUCUUCAUCCUCACCAUGGCCGACAUUGUGGACAUGCUGAGCUGUCCCCGUCCCUCGGGAAACGCCACAAUUGCCCCUCCUUCCUCUGUUGUCCAAUCCGGGGCAGAGGGCUGUCUGGACAACCCCAAGUACUACAGCUACAUCGCUGUGCUGGCACUCAUGGCGACCACCAUGCUGGUGCAGGUCAGCCACAUGGUCAAGGUCACACUCAUGCUCCUCAUCACCAUAGCGACAGGCAUCGUCAACAUCUACAGCUGGAGGGACAUAUUUGACCGCUACGAUAUGGCCCGCUUCCAGGACUACAGGUCUUACCUGGUUCCCUCCAAAUAUGCCAUGACUGUGAUGAUCUUCAUCAUGAUGAUCAGUUUCUACUACUUUUCUCGACAUGUGGAGAAGCUAGCCCGUACUCUGUUCUUGUGGAAGAUUGAGGUCCAUGAGCAGAAGGAGAAGGUGUAUGAGAUGAGGCGCUGGAACGAGGCGCUGGUCACUAACAUGCUGCCAGAGCACGUAGCACGCCACUUCCUGGGCUCCAAGAAAAGGGACGAGGAGCUGUACAGCCAGUCAUAUGAUGAGAUUGGGGUGAUGUUCGCCUCCAUCCCCAACUUCUCUGACUUCUACACAGAGGAGAGCAUCAACAACGGGGGGAUUGAGUGCCUCAGGUUCCUAAACGAAAUCAUCUCAGAUUUUGACAGUCUCCUGGACGAGUCUCAGUUCCGCUGCAUCACCAAAAUCAAAACCAUUGGCAGCACCUACAUGGCAGCAUCAGGUGUCACUCCCAACGUCAGCAACGGCUACGCCUGUCUGAAGAAAGAAGAGCUGACUGACAGAGAGCGCUGGCAGCAUUUGGCAGAUCUGGCUGACUUUGCUCUGGCCAUGAAGGUCACGCUCAUGAACAUCAACUACCAGUCCUUCAACAACUUUAUGCUACGCAUAGGUUUGAACAAAGGGGGGGUGCUGGCAGGAGUGAUUGGCGCCCGGAAGCCUCACUAUGACAUCUGGGGCAACACUGUGAAUGUGGCCAGUCGCAUGGAGUCCACAGGGGUCAUGGGUAACAUCCAGGUGGUGGAAGAUUGCUACCACAUCUUGAAGGAGUACGGAUUCCGUUUUGUGAGGAGGGGACCCAUCUUUGUGAAGGGGAAAGGAGAGCUGCUUACCUACUUUCUGAAGGGUAGAGAAAAACAGGGAUCCUUCAUCAACGGCUCCUCGGUCACCCUGCCACACCAAGUGGUGGACAACUCCUGACCUGCGUGUCAACGCUCACAGAAACACAAACGCACACACAUAAUCAGAAAUAUACAUUCUAAUGUAGAAGUGAGAUCUGAAAUAAUGCUUAUACCAACACUCCAUCUUUCAGAAUUGCAAAGAAUGUAAUGAGGAUAUGUACAUCUUGCAAAGAGAGAAGAUUUGUCCCGCCUCCCCCACCCUGCCUGUUCAAAUACUUUUUUUGCAAACUACAAAGCUUUUCAAAAUAAUGCUCAGCUACUUCCAAUACAGACUUAUGAACACAUAUCACGCUACUGUAUAGUUACACAUAUUUACACACAUUCUUAGACAAACACUCUUCAGACACAGACCGUCUGACAAACACAUGAAUGAAUUCACUACAAUGCCAUCACUCAAGCCAGAUGCAGCCAGGCUGUUGGACUAAAUGCCUCAUUUUGAAUACUUUCCCCCUUUUACAAAAUACUUUAUAUUUGGAAAAUAAUGGAUUUCAUUGUGUUUAUUACAGUAUCUCCAAACUGCUUGGAGAUGAAGAAGACCUGAGAUAAGAUGGUAGAGUGUUUGAAAGUUAAUGGUGUGUGUGUGUGUGUGUGUGCGUGUGUGUGUGUGUGUGUGUGUGUGUGUGUGUGUGUGUGUGUGUGUGUGUGUGUGUGUGUGUGUGUGUGUGUGUGUGUGUACUGUAUAAGCCUGCAGUGAAAGUGUUCUUUCUCACUUUUUUUCCGAUCUGGAAUCAAGUAAUGUUGCCAUGCCCUCUUUCUGUUUGCUAUGAAUUUGGAACACAUGCCUUCUCUGCUCUUCCCCCCUGGGCUUACAUUGGCACAUUUGACUUCUUUGAGGCAUCUGAGGCUAUUCUGACAGUGGGUACAGAACCCAGGUGUGAGUCCUCAGGUGCGAAAUUGGAGACAGGUUGAAUGUUUUUGUGGGUUUUUUUUGGAGGCAUUGCAGGUGUGUGCAUGCAUGUUGUAAAGCAAGAGUGAUUCAUGGUAUUUUAGAGUUUGUGGUCACCAGGUCUUUGUGAGUAGCUGACACCUGUGGCCAUUAUGGGUGUUCCGGUGGGUAGAAAUGCAGUGCCCUGAAAAGGUAUUUGCCCCCUUUUCGGAUUUUCUCUAUUUUUACAUGUUUUUGAUACUGAACUAGCAGAUCUUCAACCAGAAUCUAAUAUUAGAUCAAGGGAACAUCAGUUUACAAAUAACAAACAAAUGUAUACUUAUUUUAGUUAUUUAAAUAACAACACCCAAUUCCCCUGUAUGAAAAAUGAAUUGCCCCUUUACACUCCUGGUUGUGCCACCAUUAGCUGCCAUGAUUGCAACCAAAUGCGUCCUGUAGUUGUUGAUCAGUCUCACAUCGCUGUGGAAAACUUUUGCAUGCAGAACAUGAACUGCUCCUUUCAAUUCCUGCCACAACAUCUCGAUUGGGAUUAGGUCUGGAUUUUGACUAGGCUAUUCCAAAACCUCAAUUUUGUUGCUUUUUAGCCAUUUUCAGGUAGACUUGACUGUUUUGGAUUAAAUUUGACUUAAAUUUGACCCCCAAAAAACACCUGGAAGCACUUGGAUGACUUGCCGUAAUAGAAGGAAGGAACAAUAAAUGAUGCUCUGUAUCAAAUAAAAUGUUAUUGGUCACAUACACAUAUUUAGCAGAUGUUAUUGCGAGUGUAGCAAAAUACUUGCUGUAUCAGUGAAUUCUACAGGAGAAUAUCAGACUGUUUGGGAGCUGAAGCUGAAGCACAGCUGGGUCACGCAGCAAGACAAUCAUCCAAAACACACAAUCAAUGGCUAAAAAGCAACACAGUUGAAGUUUUGGAAUGGCCUAGUCAAAAGUCCAUACCUAAUCCCAAUUGAGAUG
Molecule: messenger RNA, 6862 nt
Organism: Oncorhynchus tshawytscha (Chinook salmon)
Lineage: Eukaryota; Metazoa; Chordata; Actinopteri; Salmoniformes; Salmonidae
Product: adenylate cyclase type 3-like
Exons: 21
Coding region: 1673-5041 (1122 amino acids)
Biological process (GO): intracellular signal transduction; adenylate cyclase-activating G protein-coupled receptor signaling pathway; cAMP biosynthetic process
Cellular component (GO): plasma membrane
Molecular function (GO): adenylate cyclase activity
Source: RefSeq, a predicted model, not a curated record